GUUCGCGUUUUCUCUCCCGCCGGAGGCUCCGUUGCAAGCCCGGAAGUGGAUUCGACGACAUGAACUGACUCGGUCGCAAAAACAUGAAUUCCAAGAGUUGUUUUUUGUCGUGAUUGGCGAUGGAACGUGUCGGCACGAUGUCCAACGCGGCGAGAAGUGGAGACUUGAUCCACCUGAACGUGGGCGGGAAAAGGUUCAGCACCUCCCGGCAGACGCUCACCUGGGUUCCUGACUCCUUUUUCUCCAGUCUCCUGAGCGGGCGCAUCUCCACCUUGAAGGACGAAACCGGGGCUAUCUUCAUCGACAGAGAUCCUUCCCUGUUUGCGCCCAUCCUCAACUUCCUGCGCACCAAAGAGCUGCACCCGCGCUCCGUCAGCGUGCACCUUCUCAUGCACGAGGCCGAGUUCUACGGGAUCACGCCUCUCGUGCGCAAGCUGCAGCUGUGUGACGAGUUGGACCGCUCCUCCUGCGGAAACGUCCUGUUCAACGGCUACCUGCCUCCGCCGGCGCACCCGGCCAAGCGCCGCAACCGUCACAGCGUGGCCGGCUCCCAGUUCGCGGCGGCUCGGACGGCGCCCGGCGAGAGGGCCCCGGUGCGACGCAGCAACACCAUGCCGCCCAACCUGGGCCACUCGGGCGCGCUGACCAGGGCGGAGGAGAGAGCGCCCGCAGGGCCGUCAUCGGAUCCCGGCUUGGUCCGCAUCAUCUGCGGCCAUCACAACUGGAUCGCAGUGGCCUACUCUCACUUUGUGGCGUGUUACAGGGUGAAGGAGUCCACCGGGUGGCAGCAGGUGUUCACCUCUCCUCGCCUGGACUGGCUGAUCGAGCGGGUGGCGCUCAACGCCAAGGUGAUGGGCGGCUCCCUGGGGGACAACGACAAGAUGGUGGCCGUGGCCUCGGGAACGGAGAUCAUCCUCUGGUCCAUCUGCCCGGACGGCAACGGCAACGAGAUCGGCGUCUUUGGCCUCAAUGUGCCGGCGGAGGCUCUGUUCUUUGUGGGUAACCAGCUGAUCGCCACCAGUCACACCGGCAAGGUGGGCGUGUGGAACGCCGUCACCAAACACUGGCAGAACCAGGACGUGGUUCCCAUCAGCAGCUACGACACGGCCGGCUCCUUCCUCAUCCUGGGAUGCAACAACGGCUCCAUCUACUACAUUGACGUUCAGAAGUUUCCUCUGAGGAUGAAGGACAACGACCUGCUGGUGACGGAACUUUAUCGAGACGCCACGGAGGACGCCAUCACCGCACUCAGCGUUUACCUCACACCCAAAACCAGCGACAGCGGCAACUGGAUCGAGAUCGCGUACGGGACCAGUUCCGGAGCGGUCCGCGUCAUCGUGCAGCACCCGGAGACGGUGGGCUCGGGCCCGCAGCUCUUCCAAACCUUCUCGGUCCACCGCAGCCCCGUCACCAAGAUCAUGCUGUCCGAGAAGCACCUCAUCUCGGUUUGCGCCGACAACAACCACGUACGCACCUGGACCGUGACCCGCUUCCGGGGGAUGAUCUCCACCCAGCCGGGAUCCACGCCGCUCACCUCCUUCAAGAUCCUCAGCCUGGACGAAGUGGACGGCCAGGGAGGUUGCAGCGCCGGCACCGAGAUAGGGCCGUACGGCGAGCGAGACGACCAGCAGGUCUUCAUCCAGAGGGUGGUCCCGGACACCGACAAACUCUACGUCAGACUGUCGUCUAACGGCAAGAGGGUGUGCGAGGUGCGCUCGGUGGACGGCACGUCCAUCACGGCGUUCGUGGUGCACGAGUGCGAGGGCUCCAGUCGGAUCGGCUCGCGGCCUCGCCGCUACCUGUUCAGCGGCCACGCCAACGGCAGCAUCCAGAUGUGGGACCUCACCACCGCCAUGGAGAUCGCCGGCAAGGUGGACAUCCGAGCGCUGGGCGGGCCGACGGAGGAGGAGCUGCUGGAGCUCCUGGACCAGUGUGACCUGGCUCUCACCAGAACUCCUGACAGCACGCCCAGAACGUCCACGUGCAGCCUUUCUUCAGGUUUGUGCGAAGGCCUCCGCGCCGAUCGAACUUGCCCUUCGGGGGGAGGAAGAGGAGGAGGAGGCGGCUCUUCCCUCUGCGGGAGUCUCCCUCGCCAAGCUCCGCCCCCGGCCCCUCUCGCCAAGUCCUCCCGAGACCUGGUCCCGUCCUCGGGUCCGCCGCCCCCCCUCGCCCUCGCCGCCUACGGACCCCGGCGCCUCCCCGGCUCCAGCCCGCACCCCCGCCGGCAGGCCGAGUGCGGCCGGGCCCGGGGGGGCGCUUCGGCCGAGCGCGAGUGCGGGUGGGUGCGCAGGGGCAGCUUUGUGGAGCGCUGCCAGGAGCUGGCCAAGGGCUCCGAGGUGGCAGGGGGCGCCGAGGGCACGAGGCGCGGCCCGGCCGCGUGCGGCGAGCCGGAGGCGCGCUUCGGCCCCGGGACGCCCGCCGCCUUUUUCGCGACGCCCGCUCCUCACCACCCGCACGCCGGGGCGCCUUCAUCCCCGGUGUCGUCGCGACGCGGGCCCGCCGCACCCGCCUCCCUCGCCGGCCCCCCGUCCGCCGUUACCAGCCCGACGCGCUCGCAGACGCUCACCCCGGGGCGCCGCGGCGCGUCCCCGUCGUCGGACGUCACCGCGUCACCCGAAAGUCCGCCGGGCGCGGACAGCCCCGUCGGCACCGCCGCCGCCGCCCCGACGACCGGCCCCAAACCGCACAUGAACGAGACCAGCUUCUGACAGCCCGUGUGACAGGCACGAACAAUGACGUGCAAGACACACACACACACACACACACACAAAAGAAUUGCUUCCGGUCUGGUCGCCGUGGUUACCACACCAACACGGCAACAAAAAAAAAACGUGUCGCCAAUGCUGCCUGUCAAUCAAAUCUGUUUAGUUUUGUUUUUUCAAUGGCUCCUCCCUAUUGUGGACAUCAACUACUUGCAUUGCUAACGGCAGGGGGCGCUCGGGAGCCCUGUGUGCAAAUGGGCGGGAACCCAAUGUUUGAUUUCGCUGCCUCCAAGUGGCCAAAUAACAUUCAUGCCUGGUAUUGGGGGGGUUUUCAAGGUGGGGUGUUACACGUUCGUCAUUGUGACUUUUUUUUGGAAGUAACAAGAGUUUUUCUCUCUGUGCUAUGCAAUAAAUAAACCAACAACUAAAGGGAUUCUUGGAACCAA
Molecule: messenger RNA, 3148 nt
Organism: Hippocampus zosterae (dwarf seahorse)
Lineage: Eukaryota; Metazoa; Chordata; Actinopteri; Syngnathiformes; Syngnathidae
Gene: shkbp1
Product: SH3KBP1 binding protein 1
Exons: 17
Coding region: 120-2708 (862 amino acids)
Biological process (GO): protein homooligomerization
Molecular function (GO): protein binding
Source: RefSeq, a predicted model, not a curated record